UGGCCGCGCUGUCAUGCGGCGGGGUGUCCACGGCUGCCUACAGAUCCUUGUGCAGUGGCGAGUGGCGCUCUGGUCUCACAGCUUUGCCAGGACUUGUGGUGGCUGUAGGGAGGCGAUGGCUGAGACACUGUCUACCCAGGCCGAGGCAGCGCGCGGUUUGAAGGUUCAACAAAAUGGAGACUCUGGUAGCGACGGGAGCGGAGAGCUGCUCCAGGAGGUCCUGGGGCCCGCGGAGGCGGGGGAGCAGGUCCCGGGGAGCGGGGAACGGGCCCAGGGAGGCGAAGCGCAGGUCUCGGGGAACGGGGAGCAGGCUCCGGCUCCAGUCGCCGACUCAGGCAAGAGAAAGAAGCGGCGAGGCGCCACCGGGGAACGGGUCGUGCCGCCCCCGAAGAAACGGCGGACCGGGGUCAGCUUCGGCGACGAGCACUUUGCAGAGACCACCUACUACUUCGAGGGCGGCCUGCGCAAGGUGCGGCCCUAUUACUUCGACUUCCAGACCUACUGUAAAGGUCGCUGGGUGGGCCGCAGCUUGUUGCACGUCUUCAGCACCGAGUUCCGAUCCCAGCCACUGGAGUACUACGAGGCUGCAAUCCGGGCGGGACGCCUGCAUCUCAACGAGGAACCUGUUCAGGACCUCAGCAUCGUGCUCAAGGACAAUGACUUCUUGCGGAACACAGUGCAUAGACAUGAGCCACCAGUCACAGCAGAGCCCAUCCGCCUGCUAGCUGAGAAUGAAGAUGUGGUCGUUAUAGACAAGCCGUCCUCCAUUCCUGUCCACCCCUGUGGCCGUUUCCGACACAACACAGUCAUCUUCAUCCUAGGCAAGGAGCAUCACCUGAAGGAGCUCCACCCACUUCACCGGCUUGACCGCCUCACCUCCGGAGUCCUCAUGUUUGCCAAGACAGCCACCUUCUCCGAGAAGAUCCAUGAGCAAGUUCGGGAGCGGCAGUUGGAGAAGGAGUAUGUAUGCCGGGUUGAAGGGGAGUUCCCUGACAAGGAGGUAAUUUGCAAGGAACCCAUCUUAGUGGUGUCUUACAAGGUAGGAGUGUGCCGGGUGGAUCCCCAGGGCAAGCCCUGUGAGACUGUGUUCCAGAGGCUGAGCUACAAUGGCCACUCCAGUGUGGUACGGUGCCGACCGCUUACAGGCCGUACUCAUCAGAUCCGAGUCCACCUCCAGUUUCUGGGCCACCCCAUUCUCAAUGACCCCAUCUACAAUUCGCCUGCCUGGGGUCCUUCUCGAGGCCAGGGCGGCCACAUUCCAAAGACGGAUGAGGAACUUCUCCGGGACCUGGUUGCAGAGCAUCAGGCCAAAGAAAGCCUGAAUAUGCUAGAUAUCUGUGAGGGUGACCUGGUCCCAGGACUCAUGGACUCUGCAACCCCCUCUUCAGAGCUGGCCAAGAACAGCCUGCAGGAGUUGACCAGAGUAGCCCAGAAGACAGAUGGAAUAGCUGAGGCAGCCUCUCAGGGUCUGGACACACCAGAGAAGGCUAACGCAGCAAAAGCAGAUGUUAUGAAUCAAGAGACAGACCCACUCUGUGCAGAGUGCCGGCUGUUGCGACAGGAUCCCUUGCCCCAGGAUCUUGUGAUGUUCCUGCAUGCCCUCCGCUAUAAAGGGCCAGACUUUGAAUAUGUCUCACCCAUGCCAGCCUGGGCACAAGAUGACUGGCAGGAAGACUGACGGAUGUGGCCAAUGGAAGAAUGACUUCUUGGGUUGGAACAAGGAUGGGCCUUGGGGCAGGGACUGAUCCCAUUGGUUAGUACUCAGGGUUUGGGGAAGAGUGAGGGUUCACUGUAAAGGAACCUGCUUGUACUUGCUACCUCCUUCCUUCCAGCUCAUCUGGAGACU
This is a messenger RNA of Chionomys nivalis (European snow vole), 1846 nucleotides long. RefSeq names its product RNA pseudouridine synthase domain containing 2 (gene Rpusd2). The transcript has 3 exons. The record is from RefSeq and is a predicted model, not a curated record. Lineage: Eukaryota; Metazoa; Chordata; Mammalia; Rodentia; Cricetidae. Gene Ontology annotation, molecular function: RNA binding; pseudouridine synthase activity. Gene Ontology annotation, biological process: pseudouridine synthesis. Bases 14 to 1678 code for a protein of 554 amino acids.